CAGUCAAUGACCAACAACCCGGAAGCAGUUUAAUUCAACUUCUGGCUCGUUGUCGCCAAAGAUGUCGCCUCCCUUGUUUGAUUUUAUUGAGGCCAAAGACAAGCUCACGGAAUCGACCAAGCAAGCGCUGGGUGACAAAAGCAGUAAAGCGAUAAUACAAGCUUUUCAUCACAUCCCUGGAAAUGAGACCGAAAAGAAGACCACACUGGACCAGGCUUUUAGAGGGGUCCUCGGGGAGCAGAUUGUGGACCAGGCGUCGAGCUGUGAGGACUACUUGUCUCUUAUCUACAUGAGCAUCGAUGCAGUCACUGAAGGUGUCUGCUCUGCGACGACGCCUUUCGUGUUGCUGGGAGACGUGCUGGACAGUCUUCCGCUGGACCAGUGUGACAACAUCUUUACCUUUGUGGAGAAGAACGUCUCCACGUGGAAAUCCAACUCAUUCUACACUGCUGGUAAGAACUACCUGUUAAGAAUGUGUAAUGAUCUUCUACGGCGUCUGUCCAAGUCUCAGAACACUGUGUUCUGUGGACGGAUCCAACUCUUCUUGGCUCGCCUCUUCCCGCUGUCAGAAAAAUCUGGUCUGAAUCUCCAGAGUCAGUUCAACCUGGACAACAUCACGGUGUUCAACAAAAAUGAAGAUGAAAGCACUUUUGGACUCAAGCACACGGACGAUAAGGAAGACGGCAUGGAGGUGGAGGAAGGAGAGAUGGGCGAGGAGGAAGCGCCAGCGUCGUGCUCCAUCCCCAUCGACUACAACCUGUACAGAAAGUUCUGGACGCUGCAGGACUACUUCCGGAACCCGGUGCAGUGCUAUGACAAAGUCUCUUGGAUGACCUUCCUCAAGUACUCGGACGAGACGCUGGCUGUGUUCAAGAGCUUCAAGCUGGACGACAUGCAAGCGUCCAAGAGGAAGCUGGAGGAGCUGCGGGCAUCCGGCGGGGAGCACGUCUACUUUGCCAAGUUCCUCACCAGUGAGAAGCUGAUGGACUUGCAGCUGAGUGAUAGCAACUUUCGACGCCACAUUCUGUUGCAAUACUUGAUCCUCUUCCAGUACCUCAAAGGACAAGUCAAAUUCAAAAGCUCAAACUGCUUGCUAAACGACGACCAAGCUGCGUGGAUAGAGGAAACCACGAAACUAGUUUACCAGCUUCUAAGAGAGAUUCCGCCAGAUGGUGACAAGUUUGCCACCAUGGUGGAACGCAUCCUCAAUACAGAGGAAAACUGGAUCUCUUGGAAAAACGAAGGAUGCCCCAGCUUUGUCAAGGAACGGCCAGCCGACGACAAGCCCAAGCGGCCCUCCAGGAAACGAGCUGCUCCAGAAGAUUUCCUGGGAAAAGGCCCUGACAGAAAGAUCUUCAUGGGAAAUGAUGAGCUUACUCGCUUGUGGAACUUGAACUUGGACAACACGGAAGCCUGCAAGUCAGACAGCAGAGAAUUCAUGCCCUCGCUGGAUGAAUUCUUCGCCGAAGCCAUCGAACAGGCCAACCCAGUCAACAUGGUGGAAGAAGAGUACAAGGUUGUCCGGAACCCAAACUAUGGCUGGCGGGCAUUACGGCUGCUCUCCAGAAGAAGUCCACACUUUUUUCAGCCCACCAACCAGAAAUUCAACAGUCUGGCCGACUACUUGGACAGCAUGGUCAGCAAGCUGGCCAAGGAGUUGCCUAAGGACAUCCCCUCGGAGGAGAUCAAAACCGGCGAGGAAGAGGAUGACGAAAAUGAAGACAAUCUGCUCAAAGACAGCAAUGACAGCCCAAGUAUGCCAAGCAAGAUGGUGAGCAACCAGCAGAUGGAUGAUGUGGCGGCCAAGCUGGGUGGCCGCUGGAAGUCGCUGGCCUCGCACUUGGAGAUGCGGGCGGCCGAGCUGCGUGAGAUUGAGGCUGAAAGCGAGGACGCAGACAUUCGGGCCAAGCUGCUGCUGGUCACCUGGCAGGACCGGGAAGGAGCGCAGGCAACCGUGGAGAGCCUGGUGGCGGCACUCAACGCAGCCGGCUUUGCUAAAAUGGCAGACGACCUCAGCGAGGCUUGAAUCAGGCAGACUUUUUGUUUUGUUCUGUUUUGUACUAAGAGUGGAGAAACUUUUUGUGUUUCUUAGGUUCAUAUUAAAGAUGCCUUUUGAUA
Hippocampus zosterae (dwarf seahorse) is the source of this 2118-nucleotide messenger RNA. RefSeq names its product THO complex 1 (gene thoc1). The record is from RefSeq and is a predicted model, not a curated record. Gene Ontology annotation, biological process: mRNA export from nucleus; signal transduction; regulation of DNA-templated transcription elongation. Gene Ontology annotation, molecular function: protein binding. The coding region runs from base 62 to 2026 and encodes 654 amino acids. Gene Ontology annotation, cellular component: THO complex part of transcription export complex. NCBI's taxonomy places the organism in Eukaryota, Metazoa, Chordata, Actinopteri, Syngnathiformes, Syngnathidae. The transcript is spliced from 21 exons.